This is a messenger RNA of Paramecium pentaurelia, 802 nucleotides long. The record is from the annotation of a GenBank genome assembly. Lineage: Eukaryota; Ciliophora; Oligohymenophorea; Peniculida; Parameciidae.
AUGUCUUAAAAUAAAAGUAAGUUCGAUUACUUAGAUAGUUAUCUUACUUGGCGACUGUGGAGUAGGCAAAACAACAAUUCUGCACAAGUAACUUUACUGAAUGAGAUCAAGCUUCUUAGAUAUCAAUUAAUAACCUGAAACCACAAUUGGAGUUUAGCAUCAUUCAUUUUCUAGAAAUAAUAUAAAAUUUUCAAUUUGGGACACUGCUGGAUAAGAAAAAUAUAGAUCAAUUGUUUCAAGGUUUAUCCUUUAUUAUAUUAAAUAUAGUCAUUAUAAGAGAGCAAAAGCAGUCUUAUUAAUUUAUGAUUGUUCAAGAGAGGAAACUCUUUUACAUAUUGACAAAUGGAUUGAAGAACUAAUAUUUUAAGUAGGAACUAAAAUAAUAAUGAUUUUAAUAGGAGUAUUUGAGUUAUUUGAUUUUAUUUAGAAUAAAACAGACUUGUAAAAAGUUGAUUUUAAUGAAUCCGUUUAGAAUUUGUAAGAUAAAUAUGAAAUAACAUAUCAUAUAACAACAAAUCAUAAGGAUCCUGAAUUCAAAGAUAAAAUGACUUAGAUAUUCGAUUAAAUUAGCAUAAGUACUAUUUUACUCUAUAUUUUAUGUUUGGGAUUAUUGGUUCCAAAUUAAUAGUAUUCAUCAACUAAAUAAAUAUUUUCAUAAAAGUAAGAAGUUAUUCCUUUUAAAUCUUCUACACUUUUUAAUAAUCAUAAAUCUGGUGAGCAAGAAAUAAUAUUAAUUCAUUAAGAAAAACCUUAGGAUGUAUCUGGAGGUGUUUAAAAUGAUAGACAAUCUUGUGAGUGUUGA